CUGGUUCUCCAGCACCAAUUCUUCAACGCCAGCAGCAGCAAAAGCAACAAGGCGACAGCAGCAGCAUUACAAUAUCAACAGCAGCCUCUGCACCCCCAGCAGCACCAGCAUUAUCAGCAGCAGCAGCAAAGGCAGCAGCAUCAGCAGCAGCGCAGUACUCAGCAACCACAGCAGCAUCAUCACGAGCAGCACGCUCAACAGCAGCAGCAGCAUCACCAGCAGCAGCAGCAGAGUGAGAAGCAGCAUCAACAACAUCAUCAUCCUCAUCAGCAUCUUCCCCAUCAGCAGCAGCAACAACAACAGCAGAAGCAGCCUCAACAGCAGUAA
Messenger RNA from Eimeria acervulina, 327 nucleotides. RefSeq lists its product as hypothetical. The record is from RefSeq and is a predicted model, not a curated record. The transcript has a single exon. NCBI's taxonomy places the organism in Eukaryota, Apicomplexa, Conoidasida, Eucoccidiorida, Eimeriidae.